Aethina tumida (small hive beetle) is the source of this 4058-nucleotide messenger RNA. RefSeq lists its product as uncharacterized. The record is from RefSeq and is a predicted model, not a curated record. The transcript is spliced from 11 exons. Gene Ontology annotation, cellular component: extracellular region. Bases 1 to 3981 code for a protein of 1326 amino acids. NCBI's taxonomy places the organism in Eukaryota, Metazoa, Arthropoda, Insecta, Coleoptera, Nitidulidae.
AUGAGUCAGUUAGAAUAUUGUCUCAAGGCUCAUAAUAAUUACCGAGCAAAACACGGUGCUCCACCUUUAAAGUUAAACGACCAAAUCAGUGCUUUCAGUCAACAAUGGGCUGAAUAUUUGGCCCGAAACAAUAAAUUCGAACAUAGCCAGAACAGCGAAUAUGGAGAGAAUAUAUUUUUUUUUCAAAACUCUGAUCCAAAUUGGACAUUGAGAGGUAAUGAGGCAGUGGACAGUUGGUACGAUGAGAUAGAGAGUUACGACUUCAAAAAUCCUGGAUUCUCUAUGGGUACCGGACAUUUUACUCAAGUUGUAUGGACGGGCAGUCAGGAACUAGGAGUGGGAAUUGCGAAAUCUGGUAAUAAAACGUAUGUAGUUUGCAAUUAUUACCCUCCUGGUAACUACCAAGGACAAUUCCAAGAAAACGUACUUCCUGCUGGCACUUCUGCACCACCGACAAAUACAAAACCACAUGAAACUCCAUCAGCAGCACCAUCAAAGACAAAACCGCAUGAAACUCCAUCAACUUUAUCUAGUCAAAUAGAUGCAUGUUUGGAGGCACAUAAUAAUUACCGAGCAAAACACGGUGCUUCACCUUUGAAGUUAAAUCAACAGAUCAGUGCUCUAAGUCAACAAUGGGCUGAACAUUUGGCACGGAACAACAAAUUCGAGCAUAGUCAGAACAAUGAAUAUGGAGAGAAUAUAUAUUAUUCUCAAAAUUCUGAUCCAAAUUGGACAUUGAGAGGUCAAGAGGCAGUGGACAGUUGGUACGAUGAGAUAGAGAGUUACGACUUCAAAAAUCCUGGAUUCUCUAUGGGUACCGGACAUUUUACUCAAGUUGUAUGGACAGGCAGUCAGGAACUAGGAGUGGGAAUUGCAAAAUCUGGUAAUAAAACGUAUGUAGUUUGCAAUUAUUACCCUCCUGGUAACUACCAAGGACAAUUCCAAGAAAACGUACUUCCUGCUGGCACUUCUGCACCACCGACAAAUACAAAACCACAUGAAACUCCAUCAGCAGCACCAUCAAAGACAAAACCGCAUGAAACUCCAUCAACUUUAUCUAGUCAAAUAGAUGCAUGUUUGGAGGCACAUAAUAAUUACCGAGCAAAACACGGUGCUUCACCUUUGAAGUUAAAUCAACAGAUCAGUGCUCUAAGUCAACAAUGGGCUGAACAUUUGGCACGGAACAACAAAUUCGAGCAUAGUCAGAACAAUGAAUAUGGAGAGAAUAUAUAUUAUUCUCAAAACUCUGAUCCAAAUUGGACAUUGAGAGGUCAAGAGGCAGUGGACAGUUGGUACGAUGAGAUAGAGAGUUACGACUUCAAAAAUCCUGGAUUCUCUAUGGGUACCGGACAUUUUACUCAAGUUGUAUGGACAGGCAGUCAGGAACUAGGAGUGGGAAUUGCGAAAUCUGGUAAUAAAACGUAUGUAGUUUGCAAUUAUUACCCUCCUGGUAACUACCAAGGACAAUUCCAAGAAAACGUACUUCCUGCUGGCACUUCUGCACCACCGACAAAUACAAAACCACAUGAAACUCCAUCAGCAGCACCAUCAAAGACAAAACCGCAUGAAACUCCAUCAACUUUAUCUAGUCAAAUAGAUGCAUGUUUGGAGGCACAUAAUAAUUACCGAGCAAAACACGGUGCUUCACCUUUGAAGUUAAAUCAACAGAUCAGUGCUCUAAGUCAACAAUGGGCUGAACAUUUGGCACGGAACAACAAAUUCGAGCAUAGUCAGAACAAUGAAUAUGGAGAGAAUAUAUAUUAUUCUCAAAACUCUGAUCCAAAUUGGACAUUGAGAGGUCAAGAGGCAGUGGACAGUUGGUACGAUGAGAUAGAGAGUUACGAUUUCAAAAAGCCUGGAUUCUCUAUGGGUACCGGACAUUUUACUCAAGUUGUAUGGACAGGCAGUCAGGAACUAGGAGUGGGAAUUGCGAAAUCUGGUAAUAAAACGUAUGUAGUUUGCAAUUAUUACCCUCCUGGUAACUACCAAGGACAAUUCCAAGAAAACGUACUUCCUGCUGGCACUUCUGCACCACCGACAAAUACAAAACCACAUGAAACUCCAUCAACUUUAUCUAGUCAAAUAAAUGCAUGUUUGGAGGCUCAUAACGUAUACAGAAUAAAACAUGGCGUAGAACCGCUAAAAUUGAAUCAAGAACUUUGUAAAUACAGUCAAAAUUGGGCUGACAAACUAAUAUCCAAAGGCACAUUGGAACACAGCGAUACAAAUGAAUAUGGUGAAAACAUUUUUUGUCUUCAAAGUAAAAAUCCAAACUUCAAAAUCUCCGGAAAAGAAGGUGUAGACAAAUGGUACAGCGAAAGUGACGGAUUCGAUUUUGAUAAUCCUCAGUUUGUCAAAGGGACCGGUCACUUUACUCAAUUGGUAUGGAAGAACAGUAGAGAACUAGGAGUUGGUAUUGCCAGAUCUGGAGGUAGAAUAAUUCUGGUUUGCAAUUAUUUUCCAUCCGGAAAUUACGUGGGGCAAUUCAUGGACAACGUACUACCUGUUGGGGGCAGACCAAACAAACCCGGACCAAAGACCACAAACAAAGAUGUCAGUGUCAACAAGGACAAAAGGAGUCAAAUUGAAGCAUGCCUUAAAGCACACAAUGUUUAUAGAGCAAAACACGGAGUUCCAGAUUUGGAAAUUUGCCCAAACUUGUGCGAAAAAAGUCAGAAGGUGGCCGAUGAUUUUAUCGCGAAUAAACGAUCGAACCGAAGUCAAACCGAUAAAUACGGAGAAAAUAUUUUCGCAGUCGAAAGUAGCGAUCCCAACUUUGUAAUUAAUGGCAAUGAAGCUGUAGACAGUUGGUAUAGCGGAAACAAGUAUUACAAAUUUGAACAGCCAGGUUUUAGUCAAAAAACAGGACAUUUCACUCAGUUAGUUUGGAAGAACUCGAAAAAACUUGGAGUGGGUAUUGCUAAAGUUGGUGGAAAAACCGUGGUGGCUUGUUUGUAUGAUCCGCCAGGUAAUUUUGAAAAAGAUUAUCCAAAAAAUGUUUUUCCUCCAGGAAGUGGACACCAUGAAAGAGACCCUACACCUUCGUCUGUUAGCAAGGAGAGUCAAAUUGAAGCGUGUCUUAAAGCACACAACGAUUAUAGAGCUAAACAUCAUGUUCCACCUUUAAAACUGAAUAAAGAACUAAGUACCCGCAGUCAAAAUUGGGCUGAAUACCUUCUCAGAGAAAAGAAAAUCGAAAGCAGCAAAUGUGAAUAUGGAGAAAAUAUUUACCAUUGUGAAUCAUCGAAUCCCAAUUUUGUUUUACACGGAAACGAACCUGUGGAGAAUUGGUACAAGCACAUCAAGGAAUAUAAUUGGGAAGAUGCCACUUUUAAUCCUAAAACUGGUAAUUUUACACAAGUUGUGUGGAAGAACACGACAGAAUUAGGUGUGGGUAUUGCCUAUGAAAAGGGCAAAUACGUAGUGGUAUGUAACUAUAACCCUAGAGGAAAUUACAAAGGACAGUUUUCUGAGAAUGUGUUAGCUCCCGGAGGAAAAGUAAUCGAGCCCAAAUUAAAACCACCAACUUACAGUCUGACAGAUCAACGCAAAAAUUGUCUGAAGGCGCACAACAAGUACAGAGCACAACAUGGUGUGCCACCGUUGCAGCUGAGCGAAGAACUCAACACCUACAGUCAAAAGUAUGCUGAGCACAUGGCGCAGAACGACGUAUUUGAGCAUAGCAACACAGAUAAAAUGGGCGAAAAUAUCUUCCUCUUCGACAGCACCGAUCCAACAGCCGAGUUGACCGGUGAAGAAGCCGUGACGUCUUGGUACAACGAGAUCAAAGACUACGAUUUUGACAAACCGGCAUUUAGUAAGGACACGGGUCACUUCACCCAAGUGAUUUGGAAGAACUCCAAGGAGUUGGGGGUCGGUGUUGCUAGGAAAAAGGGAAAGAUUUACGUGGUCUGUAAUUAUACACCUGCUGGCAAUAAUUGUAGGAAAUUUGAGGAAAAUGUACCGAGACGUGUAAAGUGAUUUCAAGUUUGAUAAAUGUUGCUGUAAAUGAAUACUUGUAUAUUAUAUUUUUUAAAUAAAUAGAACAGCAGAUAAGA